UUGGUUGGUGUAGGUGAGCCAGUUGUAGAGUAACAUUUUAGUACGGAUCCGUGAGACACGAUGCGCUGGACCCUCCGGAAAAGGCUCACUCCAAUUCGCUUGUUUUCUACUCCUCAGUGAGCUGCGGCGGCUGCGGCGCCGUCGCUAUUGUGCGCCGGUGGCGUGUUGAAGGAGUGGAGAGUUGAGUAUAGCUCCGCUCUGUUGCUGUUGCUGAAUCUGCGAAGAAGUAGUACAGUGUUGAGGUUGAAUUGGGCGGAGGGGGAAAUGGAUCCGCAAGGUGCGUCGAUGAUGAGCGACGGAGGAGCAGGUGGAGGCGGAGGCGGUGGUGGAAGCGGAGUUUAUAAUAAUUUUGUGGAGAUCUGGCAGGGGUUUCAUAUGAAUGCUGGUGCGGCGUCGUAUAUCGGCUUGGAUCCUAUGGUGAUUGACCCGAGAUCAAAUCACCAGAAUCCAUCCAGGAAGCGGCGAGAUGAAGAGGAGCAGUACGGAAGGGGAGGAGCUUCCACUAGCAACAGCAAUGGCGGAAAUCACCACCAAAACAACGAAUUGCUUGCUGGUUCCCUGAUUGCACUCUCUAAUGUAUUUUUGCUUUGGAAGAAUGGAGCUGAUGGUAAAAGGCUGAAAUUGUUGGGUUUGAAUGAGAAUCAAGAAAGUAGGGUAGAAGCCGAAGGAAAUUCGAGCAAAGCAGCAGAGCAGCUGGCUAAAGCCGAAGCACCUAAGCAAGAUUUUAUUCAUGUUCGAGCAAGAAGAGGCCAAGCAACUGAUAGUCACAGCUUAGCUGAAAGAGCAAGGAGAGAAAAGAUAAGCGAGCGGAUGAAAAUUCUCCAAGAUUUGGUCCCUGGUUGCAAUAAAGUUAUUGGCAAAGCGCUCGUUCUCGACGAGAUAAUUAAUUACAUUCAGUCAUUGCAACACCAGGUCGAGUUUCUGUCGAUGAAGCUUGAAGCUGUCAAUGCAAGAGGGACUAUGGAUGGAUAUCCUUCCAAAGAUCCAAACCUUGAAGCUCCUGGCAUCGCAUUUGGCUCUCAGACUGCAGGUGAAUACGCGCAGCGCCCGUCGCCGGAAUGGCUGCACAUGCAGAUCGGCGGUGGCUUCGAGCGAACAUCAUGAACUCGACAAGAAUUCCUAUGAAUACAAAGAAAUCAUUGAGCAGCAGACAUUCUUCGUCGCAUCGGAUUAGGUACGCCUGUCGCGAAACUCGAUCAGUUUUCGACUUCCAUUUAUGAGAUAAAUAUAUAUAUAUAUAUAUAUAUAACAUAUAUACAUAUGUGUAUCAAGACAACUCCAGAUGCAGAAAUAGAAUUGAUUAGAUGCUAAAGAGAAACAUUGAUAGAAUCGAUCAUAGAGCUACUACUACAUGUAAUUCACAAUAACAUGCAUCAAUGGAAUAAAGCUUCCAUCAAUUGUAUUACGUAUUUUAUUAGUUUUAUUCCUAUAUUCUUUUAGCAAUAGGUUAGCAUUCAUUUGUA
Messenger RNA from Andrographis paniculata, 1463 nucleotides. RefSeq names its product transcription factor BHLH094-like. Lineage: Eukaryota; Viridiplantae; Streptophyta; Magnoliopsida; Lamiales; Acanthaceae. Gene Ontology annotation, cellular component: nucleus. The record is from RefSeq and is a predicted model, not a curated record. Gene Ontology annotation, molecular function: DNA-binding transcription factor activity; protein dimerization activity. Gene Ontology annotation, biological process: regulation of DNA-templated transcription. Bases 265 to 1104 code for a protein of 279 amino acids. The transcript has 6 exons.